UGCCGUAUGUUGUUGCCAUUCGCUCCCUACCACCGAGCAUGCAGGGGAAUUGCUUCUGGAAAAUUCAUUCGAACCACCAGCGCGCACAUACACACUGUCAGGUUGGGCGGCAGCAGCGCAAGAGAGCGUCACGGAACGCGCCGCCAUCGAUCGGCAAGAUUUGCACCUUUUGCUGCUCCUCGGGAAAAUUCCGCCCAAAAAGAAAAGUGCUUAAGCAUGAGUGAAAAGAAAAAAGACAAAAUUUGUGAAACGGGCAUGCGAACAUCGGGAAGGAAAAACGCUGCAGAAAGCAAACGGCUCCUGUGAUUGUGCGCCACUAUGCCAGGUCGGAAAAACCGUAUUGAACUGACAUUAAGGGGGGAUGAUGCUGAUGUCUACAUACCGCCAAGAUGGGAUGCUGUGUGUGUGUGUAUGUGCUGUUUAGUUUGAAACGGUGCGCACAAUAGAAGGGAGAAAAGUGUGGCCCGUGGUGGUAGUAGAGUGCCUCUGUUUAGUUCGUCCAUCCUUCCGUUCCGUCCUUGACCGACAUUGGACCGAGUUGCAGGUUGCAGGUGCAGAUCUCUGGAUGCACAGAACGCACAAAGCAAAGUGCAGCCAGAAGCAAGCGCAAAUUGAAAGAAGCCAUAUCGCGGCAGACAGCGGAAGCAAAAGCACCCGUUUUCGAAAAUGUUCUAGAAGCAUUGCUUCCUGCGCGUCGCCAGAGACACAACGGUAGCGCGGCCUGCGUGCGUAAUUAGAAGUGUGUGUGUGUGUGUGCUGGUGUGUGGAGUUGGUUGGCGCCGUGUGCUGUGUGCCCUCAAAAUGAAUAAGAUUGGUCGCAAUUAAUUAAAAGUUAAAGAAAAAUAGUUUUAAAAGUGCAUCGAGCAACGCGCCAUCAGUCGAAAAGUUGGUUGCGUUGAACGGAAAAGAAAGAAGCUGGUGGUGGUGGUGGCCUUUUUUAUUGGCGGCCAGCAUCAGACGGCCAGAUGGGUGACGAAUGGUCGCGUGCGAGAGGGGGUGGUGGUAGAUGCGCCAAGCGGUCCCGUUUCGAUCAGCAGUUCGAUGCCGAGUUCGGCCCUUCGGCAGUGACCAGCACGACAAGGUUCAUCGAUAUCCUAGACCAGCUGGACACGAAGGUGGAAUCGCUGCGCAAGGAGGCAAUGGUGCUGCGCGACAAGAAGGACUUUUUGGCGAUGUCGGUGGAUCUGCUCAAGAACAACGAAUACCUGUCCGGACUAAAUGAGAAUGAGCGUGAAGAGAUUGACUGUUACGUGCAGCGGAUCAGCAGCCGGCUUGGGACGGUCGAGCUGAACGUGUGCACGGUGCGCGACCAGGCGCAGGAAGAUUCGCUGCACCACGUCAACAGCCUGAUCGAUCUGAUCAUCGCGAGCGCCGACCCGGUAAUUUCGCGCCAAAAGUGCCAACAGUAUCUGAACGCGUGCAGCACCACCGACACGAGCGUGUACACGGACGUCGACCCGCACACGGUCUGUACGGACAAAAAGUUCGAGAGCGUCCUGCUCGGCUGCACGCUCGACGAUCAGAAGACGAUCAAGAAGCGGCUGCAGGCGCUGCUGGUCUACCUGACCCAGCAAACGAUCGUCCACUGAAGGAACAAGAAGAAGGGACAUGCUGGGACCGUGACCGAAACGCAAAUUGGGAGGGGGGAAGGAGGAUAAGAAACACAGCAGCGCAUGGGCGCAUAGCAUAUGGUACAACGGCUUGGAAUUCCGGUCAGGCAUACCUCGUUAGAGUGGGAAAGAUAGUGCGAAGGACGAGGGGGUUAAAGGUGUUCCAAAGGUAGGAAAAGGGAGGACGCACAUGGUGUUCGUUACCGCAUUGGCGAGGGAUAGCCUGCGUGUGUACCAUGUGCCUGCGACCGGGAAGCGCACGGGGUCUAAUUAAGCAGUUUAGACGGAGCCAUCGGAAGCUCUGGUAAAUCAAACAUAAUUCAUAACAAAAGCUUAUGCAAUCGCAGCACAAAAAACAUGCAGUAAAAUAAGGAAACAGAAGGGAUGAAUCAAUUCGCUUGAUUGGACCGGACGCACAGAGCGAACUUACGGUGGUAGAAUACCUGCUGCUUCUAGCAGUUGUCCGCUCCUGCUUUGUUAGAUUCCGGGGCACCUUUCUUUUAAAGUGACGUACAUUGGAUGCGUCACACACGAAGGCCCGCUGUUGCGCCGCUGCUAGAUUCCCCCCCAUCUAUGUUGGAAUGGAGAACGGGGGAGUAUGGGUGUUGUAAUUGUUUCUGCGCGCGUUUAAUUCUGUACUUUUUGUAAUUUUUCAUAAUUUUCCACUAUUUUAGCCAUUAUCUGUAGCAAUGAAAAGAAAAUGCGGCGUUGCGAAUUGUAACACGGCGAUGAUGAAAAUGAUUGCGUUUCCACGAUCCGAUGAAUUCUCCUCUUCAAUUCUGUAUUAAAUUAGCAGUUCUUUUUUAAUCAUCUCGGUCUAAACUAUUCCUUCAUUGAUCGAUACACAUCUUCCGUGCCAGUGAGUUUAACGUUCUUUCAGUGAGAAGCAUUUGCGAAGAAUGGCAAGGUUUUAGGUGGAACAUGAACCGUUUUUCCCAUACCAUACCAGUUUAGACGAAGAAAGGAACGGAAAUAGUACAUGAAUAGACUGAA
Messenger RNA from Anopheles arabiensis, 2603 nucleotides. RefSeq names its product BAG family molecular chaperone regulator 2. The transcript is spliced from 3 exons. The coding region runs from base 966 to 1589 and encodes 207 amino acids. Gene Ontology annotation, biological process: protein stabilization. NCBI's taxonomy places the organism in Eukaryota, Metazoa, Arthropoda, Insecta, Diptera, Culicidae. Gene Ontology annotation, molecular function: protein-folding chaperone binding; adenyl-nucleotide exchange factor activity. The record is from RefSeq and is a predicted model, not a curated record.